CGAGCCAGCACCAAUCCCUUUGGUGGAGGCGCCUCGGCUGAUAGUAGCCUCAUAAGGGUGGGGAGAAACAGGUGGUUGCUGGCGCCUGGAGCUCUGAGGCUGUAGGCUACCGAUGCGCUGAGGCCGGCCAGGGAGGCACCUACCAACAGUACUCGGCGUCCAGAGACUUUCUGCAGCAGGGAGGAGGCGAUGAGCUCACUCCCUUCUCCCUUUAUCUAAUCCUGCCCCAGCCCUCCUCCCCACUGCCCAGAAGUUGAGCCAGGCACUGGGUUUCACCAGCAGAAGGAGAGUGAAGUUGAUUGCAAACGGGGCCAUAUUUAGAGCUAAAAUGGAACAAGCAGCUGGCGAGCCAAUAAAAGACCAGGUCACCCAGACGCAUUUGACAGAAGACAUUCCAAAAGACAGGAAGUGCACAGUGAUCGGCGGCUCUGGGUUCCUGGGCCAGCACAUGGUGGAACAGCUGCUGGAGAGAGGCUAUGCCGUCAACGUAUUUGAUAAACGGCAAGGGUUCGACAAUCCCCGCGUGCAGUUCUUUCUUGGUGACCUCUGCAACCAACAGGAUCUGUACCCAGCUCUAAAAGGUGUAAGCACAGUUUUCCACUGUGCGUCACCUGCGCCAUCGAGUAACAACAAGGAGCUCUUUUAUAGAGUGAAUUACAUUGGCACCAAGAACGUCAUUGAAACUUGCAGAGAGGCUGGGGUUCAGAAGCUCAUUUUAACCAGCAGUGCCAGUGUCAUCUUUGAGGGCGUCGACAUCAAGAAUGGAACCGAAGACCUCCCUUAUGCCAUGAAACCCAUCGACUACUACACAGAGACCAAGAUCUUACAGGAGAAGACAGUUCUGGGCGCCAACGAUCCUGACAAGAAUUUCUUAACCACAGCCAUCCGCCCUCAUGGCAUUUUUGGCCCAAGAGACCCCCAGUUGGUCCCCAUUCUCAUUGAAGCGGCCAGGAAAGGCAAGAUGAAGUUUGUGAUCGGGAACGGGAAGAACCUGGUGGACUUCACUUUUGUGGAGAACGUGGUCCACGGACACAUCCUGGCCGCAGAGCGCCUCUCCAGAGACACAGGCUUGGGUGGGAAGGCCUUCCACAUCACCAAUGACGAACCUGUCCCCUUCUGGACAUUCCUGUCCCGCAUUUUGACAGGCCUCAAUUACGAGGCCCCCAAGUACCACAUCCCCUACUGGGUGGCCUACUACCUGGCCCUCCUGGUGUCCCUCUUCGUGAUGGUGAUCAGCCCCGUCAUUCAGCUGCAACCCACGUUCACGCCCAUGCGGGUGGCGCUGGCCGGCACGUUCCACUACUACAGCUGUGAGAAAGCCAAAAAGCUGCUGGGCUACCAGCCCCUGGUCACCAUGGACGACGCCGUGGAAAGGACUGUGCAGAGCUUUCACCACCUGCGCAAGGCCCAGUGAGGCGCCCCGGAGCCUGGGCCCUUCGGCCCGCUCCCCAGUCCGUAGCUCUCUGCUCUGGGGACCAAUAAACGAACCCGCUUCCACUGAGCUGCUUCUGAGCGUAGGUCUCUUCCGGCCUCGUAUUCGGCUCUUUUGUGUUCUCUCCCCCUCCCCGCUGCCUCUGGAGCCAGUCACGGAAGCUGCAGGUGAGAAGCGGGGCGUUUUGUCAUGGAGGAGGGGGCACUAGGUUUCUCUCCAUGCAGACGAUUCGAGGAGCCAGAGAGGACAAGCACCCUAGAGAAGAGCAGAGGCUGCAGACACAUGGUGAGGCUUCAGAUGUACAUUUCUGAUAGGCUCGGCUGAGAGCAAGAAGUGGUAAAAGGUGAAACUAGAAAGCUCCCCAGGUGCCCAGGAGGCAAAGAUGUGUUCGCUGUCGGUACAGCGGCUGUGGCCGCCUGCAUUCCUCUUUCAAAAAACGUUCCUUCGUGGACACCUCGCCCUGUAUCGGCCAAGCCCUGUGCCUUUGCCCCUUGUGGGGCAUCGGGCUGGUUGAUGUUAAGCCACGGAAAGGGCCGGGGAGGAGAGAGGGUGCAGAAAGGGCCAGAUUCCAAAACUCUUAGUGCAUAGAAUGAGUCAGCGUUGUGUUUUCUGGCGUCCUGCUUGCAGAACCUGGUUUCUGAGAGACUUCUGUUUUCUUCUCUGCCUUUGUGCGAGGCAGCCUGGAAUAAAGUGAAGUUACUGGC
Sus scrofa (pig) is the source of this 2136-nucleotide messenger RNA. It is a transcript of the gene NSDHL, whose product is annotated as NAD(P) dependent 3-beta-hydroxysteroid dehydrogenase NSDHL. NCBI's taxonomy places the organism in Eukaryota, Metazoa, Chordata, Mammalia, Artiodactyla, Suidae. Gene Ontology annotation, biological process: steroid biosynthetic process. The record is from RefSeq and is a predicted model, not a curated record. Gene Ontology annotation, molecular function: oxidoreductase activity, acting on the CH-OH group of donors, NAD or NADP as acceptor.